Molecule: messenger RNA, 3623 nt
Organism: Artibeus jamaicensis (Jamaican fruit-eating bat)
Lineage: Eukaryota; Metazoa; Chordata; Mammalia; Chiroptera; Phyllostomidae
Gene: NTN4
Product: netrin 4
Exons: 10
Coding region: 491-2395 (634 amino acids)
Biological process (GO): basement membrane assembly; cell migration; substrate adhesion-dependent cell spreading
Cellular component (GO): laminin trimer
Molecular function (GO): protein binding
Source: RefSeq, a predicted model, not a curated record
GUAAUAAAAAUGCAUCCCAUGGAACUGCCCAUGGAGAAGGACGGGACCGAGACGCAGCAGCCAGAGGAGGUGGCAAAAGCAGAGGAGGACGCCCAGGAGACGGCAGCAGCGGCGGCCGGGAAGUGAAAGGUCUCGCAAAGUUCAGCAGCAGCUGCGGCGAGCGCCGAGCCCCGGGCGAGCAGUGGAGGAGCCGCAGGACCGCUCAGCCGGGCCGCGCAGCCAGGCGGGCUAUGGUCCAGGGCCCCCGCCGCCCCCGAGGUGCCCGGACCCCACCAGGCCAGUGCGCAAGGGUAACCCCUCCGCCCGGCGCGACCCCGGCCCGCGGCUCCCAGGCGCCGGCGACCACUGACUAAUCCUGGUGCCCCUGGAGGAGGAAGAAAUAAAGAGCCCCGGUUCCUCCUGAGGACUAUCUGCGCUUCAUCCCACAACCGAGAGGGCUUGGCUCCCUCCCGCACUCGCCCGGCCCCAGUCCUCCCGGCUCCUCCGGAACAUGGGGAGCUGCGCGCGGCGGCGGCGGCUGCUGCUGCUGGUGCUGCUCUGGGGCUGCUCCUCGGUGGCCGCAGGACCGAAUGGAGUAACUGGAAUGAGUUCCCGCUGUGAAAAAGCCUGUAACCCUCAGAUGGGAAAUUUGGCUUUAGGGAGAAAACUCUGGUCAGACACCACCUGUGGUCAGAACACCACUGAACUGUUCUGCUUCUAUAGUGAGAACACUGAUCUGACCUGUCGGCAGCCCAAAUGUGCCAAAUGCAAUGCUGCUCAGCCUCACCUGGCUCACCUGCCAGCCGCUAUGGCAGACUCGUCCUUCAGGUUUCCUCGCACGUGGUGGCAGUCUGCUGAGGAUGUGCACAGAGAAAAGAUCCAGUUAGACCUGGAAGCCGAAUUCUACUUCACUCAUCUAAUUAUUGUGUUCAAGUCCCCCAGGCCAGCAGCCAUGGUGCUGGACCGGUCCCAGGACUUUGGGAAGACAUGGAAGCCUUACAAGUACUUUGCAACUAACUGCUCAGCGACUUUUGGCCUGGAAGAUGAUGUUGUCAAGAAAGGAGCUCUUUGCACUUCUAGAUACUCCAGUCCUUUUCCGUGCACCGGAGGAGAGGUUAUUUUCAGAGCUUUGUCGCCACCAUAUGAUAUGGAGAACCCUUACAGUGUCAAAGCGCAAGAGCAACUGAAGAUCACCAACCUUCGUGUGCAGCUGCUAAAACAGCAGUCUUGUCCCUGUCAGAGAAAUGACCUGAAUGCAAAGCCUCGGCACUUUACACACUAUGCAAUCUAUGAUUUCAUUGUCAAGGGCAGCUGCUUCUGUAAUGGCCAUGCUGAUCAAUGCGUACCUGUUGAUGGCUUCAGGCCUGUCAAGGGCCCAGGAACAUUCCACGUGGUCCAUGGGAAAUGUAUGUGUAAACACAACACAGCAGGCACCCACUGUCAACACUGUGCAUCAUUAUACAAUGACCGCCCCUGGCAGGCAGCUGAUGGCAAAACAGGAUCUCCUAAUGAGUGCAGAACCUGCAAGUGCAAUGGGCAUGCUGAUACCUGUCACUUUGACAUCGGUGUGUGGGAGGCAUCUGGGAAUCGCAGCGGUGGUGUCUGCAAUGACUGUCAGCACAACACGGAAGGUCAGCACUGCCAGCGAUGUAAGCCAGGCUUCUACCGGGACCUCCGGAGACCCUUCUCUGCUCCAGAUGCUUGCAAAUUGUGUUCCUGCCAUCCAGUUGGAUCAGCUGUCCUUCCUUUCAGCUCAAUGACCUUCUGUGACCCCAGCAAUGGGGACUGCCCAUGCAAGCCUGGGGUGGCAGGGCCACGCUGCGACAGGUGUAUGGUGGGAUACUGGGGCUUCGGAAACUAUGGCUGCAGGCCCUGCGACUGUGCAGGGAGCUGCGACCCUCUCACAGGAGACUGCAUCAGUGGCAGCACAGACAUAGACUGGUAUCAUGAAAUUCCUGACUUCCAUUCCAUACAAAAUAAUAGUGAACCAACCUGGGAGUGGGAAGAUGAGCAAGGAUUUUCUGCACUUCGACAUUCAGGUAAAUGUGAAUGUAAGGAACAAGUGUUAGGAAACUCCAAGGCAUUCUGUGGGAUGAAAUAUACAUAUGUGCUAAGAGUAAAGAUUUUAUCAGCUCAUGAUAAAGGAUCUCAUGCUGAAGUCAAUGUGAAGAUAAAAAAAGUCUUAAAAUCUACCAAACUGAAAAUUUUACGAGGAAUGCGAACAUUGUAUCCAGAAUCAUGGACUAACAGAGGCUGCACCUGUCCAAUCCUCAAUCCUGGUUUGGAGUACCUUGUAGCAGGCCAUGAGGAUGUAAGAAAAGGCAGACUCAUUGUGAAUAUGAAAAGUUUUGUUCAGCGAUGGAAACCAACUCUUAGAAGAAAAAUCAUGAAUAUUUUAAAAAGAGAGUGCAAGUAGCAGUAAAGGUGUGUGGCACAUAAUGGCACUUCUCUACGUAUAAAACACAAACUUAUUGGAAAGAAGACCUCAGUAAUGAAACUGGAAUUUUUUUAAGUGCCAAAAUGUAUAGAAAUGUUCCAAAGCACGGGCCUUGUCUAACCUAUUUCUUUUGGGUCCAUGCUUAAAUACACAUUGCUCCAUAAAGAGGAGUGAAAAAAAUCUAUGCUGAAUCCUGUUUUAUAUGGAAACAAUUCUGAAAUUCCUAAGUAUUAAAAAUAUUUUAAUAGCAGUGUGACAUUUAACAGUAAUCCAUUAAGCGCAAUACAUAUAACAAGGACUCCUCCCAACUUCAGAUAUGUUACUUACAUUUGUGCUACUUAAAAAAGUAAUUAAUAAGAUUUUAAGGACUCCUCAACUCUUCUAUCAGAAAAGGUGUUUCUUAAAAAGAGCCUUCUCUUGCGUGAUGUGUGUGAACUUCCGUUGUGGUGUGUUAAGAGGGACCUCCCCACAUAUAUAUAGUACUUUGUAUAAAGCACUUUACUGCCUACCACUUGUGUAAGUUUGGAGAUGCUGUCAACAGCAAGAAAAGAAACGGAUGUAUACAAAACCUCCUGAAACAGAAGCACUGCCGCUACAUGUGGACACAAAUGGCCAGAAAAAGGAAGUUGUACUAUGUGACUCUGAACACUUGGAAAAACUAUGUGAAGAUGCAGCCUUAAAGGAGAAUGCGUUUGCAUGAAGUCUCAGCUUCGGGCUACAGAUUAGAUCCCACAGUUACUGGCCAUGAUGAAACUUUUUAAAAAACUAAACAAAGAGAGACUUUAAAAUAAGAGAAAGAAAUCAUAAGUAUAGAAAUAUGCUUUGCAAAAAGGAAGUGAAUGUUCAAUUUUAAAAAGCUCACUUAUUUACAAUGCACUGUAUUCACUUCAAAAAUUCUUGUAUACACAGAAUUUGCUUCAUUUUUGUGUUUAGUAUUUAAACCUAAAUAUUGAAACAUUUCCUUCUUUUUCUUUAUUAACAGUAUAUGGCCAUCUGUAUUUACUCAUUUUUUGACACAAUGUAUGAGAUAGUUCACAAAAUUACAGUUUUUCAUUAUUAUUCAUCUUCUGUACCCUGGAUAGCCACUCUACAUAUAGUUUCUCCUGUACUUGAAUAUAUAAAACAUAAACCGCAGUGCCAUAAAAUUAACUUCACAUAAAGAACAUAUUUUUUUCCUGAGGUCCUGUGGACUUGCAAAAUAUAUAUA